Messenger RNA from Sphaeramia orbicularis (orbiculate cardinalfish), 1516 nucleotides. It is a transcript of the gene ca5a, whose product is annotated as carbonic anhydrase Va. Gene Ontology annotation, molecular function: zinc ion binding; carbonate dehydratase activity. Bases 413 to 1366 code for a protein of 317 amino acids. The record is from RefSeq and is a predicted model, not a curated record. The transcript has 7 exons. Lineage: Eukaryota; Metazoa; Chordata; Actinopteri; Kurtiformes; Apogonidae. Gene Ontology annotation, cellular component: cytoplasm; mitochondrion.
AACACACUCUGUAUUUUUUCGGUUACCGACGGUCCCAGGCGGAAAGGACAUCACUGAACCGGGCCGAACCGACGGUAUCAACAUUUGGAAACACUGUGACUCCGCCUCCGGUUCCUUCCGCCGCCUCUGCCCGGAUACAGGAGGCAGAGAGUCCGCCUACAGCUCCACAGGCUCCGGCCGUGUUGACGAACCCACAGAACCUACUGGAACUACAGAACCCACAGAACCUACAGAACCUACUGGAACUACAGAACCUACUGGAACUACAGAACCUACUGGAACUACAGAACCCACAGAACCUAUAGAACCUACUGGAACUACAGAACCUACUGGAACUACAGAACCCACAGAACCUACUGGAACUACAGAACCCACAGGACCUUCCCGGAGCUCACAGACCGUAUCUGUGCCCAUGGUGAGCCUGUCGUCGGUGCUGCGGCCGCUGGCGGUGCGGCUCCAGCGGCAGCUCGGCAGACCCUCCUCCGCCCUGGGCCACCGGAUCAGCCCGGUCCGGAGAUGCAACCUGACGGCCUGUUCCAGCAAGUUCGUCCUGUCCCAGAUGCAUCCCAUGUGGCAGGGGCCUCUGGUGGUACCUGGAGGCGACCGUCAGUCUCCCAUCGACAUCGUGGUGCGUAAGAGCGUCUUCGACUCGCAGCUGAAGCCUCUGGUCCACCACUACGACCCGCAGACCUGUCAGCAGAUCUGGAAUAACGGUUACUCCUUCCUGGUCGAGUACGACGACACUACAGACAAGUCCACGCUGAAAGGGGGCCCCCUGCAAGACAAGUUCAGGCUGUGUCAGUUCCACUUCCACUGGGGGGAGAGCAACGCCUGGGGUUCAGAGCACACCGUGGACAGGAAGCUGUUCCCUGCAGAGCUCCACUUGGUUCACUGGAACUCUGACAAGUACAGUCUGUUCGAGGAGGCGGUGAUGGAAGAUAAUGGACUGGCUGUUAUCGGAGUCUUUCUCAAGGUCGGAAAGAGACACGAGGGGCUGCAGAAACUGGUCGACGCCUUACCUGCAAUCAGACACAAGGGCAGCGUGGUGGAGUUUACCAAGUUCGACCCCGCCUGCCUUUUACCCUCGACCACUGACGACUACUGGACGUACCACGGCUCUCUGACGACCCCCCCGCUGACCGAGUCCGUCACCUGGAUCGUAAUGAAGCAGCACAUAGAAGUCAGCCAUGAUCAGUUGGCGGUUUUCCGCAGCCUCCUGUUCACGGCGGCGGAGGAGGAGGUCCAGAAGAGCAUGGUCAACAACUUCCGCGUCCAGCAGCCUCUGCGAGGUCGAACCAUCCGCUCCUCCUUCACCCCGUUCCUCCAGGACGCACCGUCAGCUGAAGGCGACCAACACACCCACUGACACCCCCCACCCCCCCAGUCCAACACACACCUGUACCUUUCCACACAGUGGGCUCACCUAAAGUGCUCUGUGCUUUUGAUUUUCUGAACACAAACCUGAGCAGUUACACUUCUUUUUUUACAGAUUUAACUUCAGUUUUACAUAUUUUAA